UCGUCUUUACUUUAACUGUAAGUUCUGUACUCAUGUACAAUACUGCGUACGUAAUUAUCAACCGAAUGCUUGUAAAUCUUUGUUUCUUUUUCAGUUAUUUUUAAUUAUAAAUGUAGAUGACAACGUAAAGGAUCGCGCUUCAUUGUUUCGGCCUUCGAAAUGCAGUAUCAGCCUACAAUUAUGCCAAUGACAUUGGACUUGUAAAAUUAGCAGUUGAGUCGUUGCAAGUUGCUGUUAAGCCAAGAUCAAGACAUUUUGCCAGUUUGGACUCAUUUCGUUCGCGUAUUAAGGAAUUCAUUCUUUGUCACCGGGAACCUGUGAAGAACCUGUUGUGUUCACAAUGGACGUGCUGGAUUUUCCCGUAUAUGGCGACUAUGAUGACGGAGAGUAUGAAUUCUCCAAUGAGCAGUACGAGUAUGUGGAUGUCAGCGAUCAUUCUGCGUAUAAUAUUCCGUUCAUGGAACUUGUGCGCACCUGCAUCAUGCCCGUGCUUACGCAGGGACUCAAUGACGCCGCGGUUGUUUUGUUUUGCUGUUUCGCUAGCUUCACCGUGAGCUGUAUUAUUCCUGAAUCUGCAUUCUGGAGACAACGUGCCAUAAACGCCUUUGCUGCACUAUGUGGAUUGUGCGCUUUAUUUUCCGUGUUUGGAGAAGACUGCUAUCUGCUGGCGCUGGUUGGAGCGUCGGGCUAUGUUCUUCUCUGGCUUGGGACUGCGAUGAGUGUUUUACAGUUUUUACAGCUACAGGGUUUUGUUGUAGUCGUCGUUGCUGUAACUUACGUCGUGCUGUUCGAAUUCAAGUUUGGCAAAGCGACUGUCGUUCACAAAAUCCGUGGCGCUCAGAUGAUAAUCUUUAUGAAAAUCCUCUCCCUUGCCCACCUGGACAAACCCUUGCUGCCCAGCUUGCUUGAAUACUGUGGAUAUAUUUUCUGUCCCGGUACCGUCGUUUUUGGGCCUUGGAUAUCUUUAGAUCAAUACCGUCUGUGGUCAGCCAAAUCGCAUCUCCUGACAGUCAGAAAUCUCAUACGAUCGCUGUGGAAUUUUAUGCAAUCGUUUUGUCUUUCAUUUUUCUGCCUUUCAUGUUCGACGUGCUUGAUGACAUGGAUAUUUCCCUUUGUAAUUAAUAAAUGGGCAGAAGCCUAUCGAACAGCGGCAAUGUUUCGAUAUUCACAUUAUUUCAUUUCUUAUUUAUCGGAAUGUACGCUUAUUGGAAUGGGAAUUACGGGAGUGCCUGUCGUUAAAAUGCUCAAAAUAGAAUUGCCGCGAUCGCUAGUGGAAGUUGUAGAAUUCUGGAAUAUUCCCAUGCGGAACUGGUUGAAACGGCAUGUGUUCUGGAAUGUCCGCAAACGAUUGGGUGUACCAGCCGCCUUGGCAAUCACUUAUGCCGCGAGUUCUCUUCUUCACGGUCUAAAUUUUCAGUUAUCAGCCGUUCUGCUAUCUUUGGCAGUUUUUACUUAUGGGGAACACCGGUUGCGCAGAGAACUCUCAGAGAUAUACAGUGCCUGUAUCCAAGCGCGAUCGUGCAGAGAAUGUCAGCAUAAGAAUACCACUAAAAAUCCGUUUGUCAUUGCGACAAACUUGGCUUUCGGUGUUCUUGCGAUAUUCCAGUUAGCAUAUUUGGGUAUGAUGUUCGAUGCCAGUCCAACCCAAGAACAGGGCUAUGGGUACGAGCACACGCUAUCAAAAUGGUCUGCAAUGGGUUUUUCUGGACACUACAUUGCUUUGUUUAUGAUGGUGACGCAGUAUUUGCUUCGAUAAGGUUCCCUUUUAACGAACCACUUCUGCACUGCAUUCCCGCCUUUUUCUCGUCUGCAAUAAUCUUUUUCGUAUUAUGGGUUUAUGACUACUUGACGAAUCUCCGAAGCUUCGAUUAGCGUUUUUGUUGACAAGUUUCCCAUGUCGAAUGUUUUUUUAUUUUUUUACAGCAUAUUAUUAGAAAAUUCUCACCAGUUAAAAAAAUAGAAAAACAAAUAAAUCCCGUAAAAA
Paramacrobiotus metropolitanus is the source of this 1984-nucleotide messenger RNA. RefSeq names its product protein-serine O-palmitoleoyltransferase porcupine-like. Gene Ontology annotation, molecular function: Wnt-protein binding; palmitoleoyltransferase activity. Gene Ontology annotation, cellular component: membrane; endoplasmic reticulum. Gene Ontology annotation, biological process: canonical Wnt signaling pathway; lipid modification; protein palmitoylation. Lineage: Eukaryota; Metazoa; Tardigrada; Eutardigrada; Parachela; Macrobiotidae. The coding region runs from base 341 to 1756 and encodes 471 amino acids. The transcript is spliced from 5 exons. The record is from RefSeq and is a predicted model, not a curated record.